Messenger RNA from Suillus subalutaceus, 287 nucleotides. RefSeq lists its product as uncharacterized. The record is from RefSeq and is a predicted model, not a curated record. The annotation marks the transcript as partial. Lineage: Eukaryota; Fungi; Basidiomycota; Agaricomycetes; Boletales; Suillaceae. The transcript is spliced from 2 exons.
CGCCUGUCUGUUUAGUAUUGCCGUCGACGUGACGGCCUUCCACCAUCAUGUCCAACAUGUUGACUGCGUGUCGGCGAUUAGCAGGUCCGCGUACUCGACAAACUCUCGCUCUAGCUAGGUAUGCCAGUACAAGCACUAAGGAAAAAUUUCGAGUGCUUGUUAUCGGAGCAGGUUCUGGUGGGUUGACUGUCGCCAACCAGAUAUAUAACCGCUUCAAGGCUGCCGGAAAGCCUUUGAAUGCAGGGGAUGUGGUGGUCCUUGAUGCAGCAGACUAUCACUACUAUCAA